This is a messenger RNA of Leptopilina boulardi, 5273 nucleotides long. Its product is annotated as transmembrane protein 94. The transcript is spliced from 26 exons. The coding region runs from base 153 to 4379 and encodes 1408 amino acids. NCBI's taxonomy places the organism in Eukaryota, Metazoa, Arthropoda, Insecta, Hymenoptera, Figitidae. The record is from RefSeq and is a predicted model, not a curated record.
UGCGUCCGUUUUCGUUUUCGGAGUCAGUGCCAAUGGAUGUAAAUGUCAAAAAAUAUUUAAAGAAUACUAUGUAAUGGGAAUUAUUUUAAAUAACAAAACACUGUGAUAUUAUUUAUUGAGAGAUCAGCUGACAAUAAUCGAACAGACAGAACAUGGAGGAAAGUCGGAAAAACAUGAGUGCAAAUGAAAAUUUAGGUUUAACUACGUCAGCUGCUCUCCAAAUUUUGAAACGUGAUAUUAAACGAGUAUUAGAUGAAUUUGAAGAAGAAUGCAGAAAAAAUAAGAAAAGUAGGGCUUGGUUAAAUGAUGCCUUACAUCAUCGAAGUCAAUAUACAACCCUCUGUUGGACUUCAGCUUUAGCACUUUUAAUUAAUGCUAUUUCCCUCAUAGCUGUUUUUUUCACUGUUGAGGAAGCUGCAAGAUAUUCAACAUUAUUAUACGAAGGACUGAUCAUCUUAUGUCUAGUCGUUUUUAAUUUUAUUUUAGUAGCCUCGGAUAAUAAAUUACGACAUAAAGAAAUUCCACAUAGAGUUCGAAUUCUUAUUGAACAAUUAGAAGCUGCUAGUUAUUUGUGCCAUUGGAAUGCGGAAAAUUAUCCACAUUUAUGUAGUCCUCUUUCACCUUGUAUUACCUUGCAAUGGACCUAUCGUGAAGGUCAAAUAGUUAAUUUACCAUGGGCUCUACUUGUUGCUGGCGACAUUAUAGUGAUUAAACCAGGACAGCAAGUACCUGGAUAUUGCGUGCCAAUUGAUGAUCCAGAAGCUCCUAUUUUGCACGCAAAAGAAAUUUAUAGUCCACCUGUUCAUGGUUCAAAUGAAGUUUUUUCGACACCUCAAGCAAGAAUUCCUUUAAAAAACAAAAAUUACAAACUUAAAGAGACUCCAUAUUUGACAAAUUUAAGAUUAGCUCUUGAACAAGCAUUGGAUCGUCCUGUAACAUAUCAUAAUCGUGAACGUCAUCUUGUUAUGAUAUGUUGUAUUGAACAACUCUUGUAUCCAAUUCUCCUGAUUAUUGUCCUUUUAGUUAAUUUACUUCGUUAUCUCUAUCUUUCUGAAUUUUUUGGUAUUGGUCCUUGGUAUGAAAUGUUUUUAUUUCAACCAAUUGCUGUUACUCUGCCACUCUUGCCUAUUAGUUUUCCUGUUUGGUGGAUUUUUCUAAAUUGUUUUGGAAUGGCAAGGUUCAAAGCAUUAUUCAAACUUUAUCAAUCUUCGAAAAGAACUCAGUUUCUAGAUCCAUUUGAGGAUGCAGAUAUUGCUGAUCCUUCUCAUCCUGAUGUUGUUUACAAUUGGUCGGAAUUAAAAGAAUAUUUUUUAGAUAUUCUUUUUGGAAGGGAACAUAUGAUGUCUAGAUCUGCUAGUAUUCUUCACGUUCUUGGUUCGGUGACGGCACUUUGCUGUAUUGAUAAAAAGGGAAUACUUUCUUGGCCAAAUCCAACAGCGGAAAAAGUCUUCUUCUUGAGAAAUGCUAACUCUGUCUCAAGAACCUCAAGUACAAUUAGUAUUGACAAAAUUACGGAGACUUCUCGACAAGGGGAUUCAUCAGUGAAACAGGAUACAAAUAAGAGUUCUUUUUCUCAAAAUGAUUCAUCACACACUGUGGCAGAAGUUUUAGAUUUGACACAUGAUCAUGCAUUGCCUUUUCGUUUACAAUUUGACGAUCAUUCAUGGCGACAAUAUUUAAAUUCCCUAAAACCUCUAGGCUUGGCAAUUCUAUUAAAUACAUGUAAUAUGGAUACACAAGAGCAUUAUACAAAAUUUUGUUCACAUGUCUCCUGCGAGGCAUUGCAUAGUGAAAAUCUUAUUCCAGUGACUAAUAGACGCUGCCAGGCACACAGUUUUGAGGAAAAAAGUGGGUAUGACGCAAAAAAUGAGGCAAAAAAGCAAGUCUAUUUAGCAGAUGAUUCAGGAAGCCCCAGACAGAUGUGGUGUCUUUGUGAAUUGGCCAAACAAAUUGGGUUUCAAGAUCAGGCUCAAGAAAUUUUUCAACUUCAACAACAAUUGUCGACUUUUAGACACGUUCAACCAGAAAUGGUGCGUCGGGAUAUUAAAUUUGCAAAGUCUUUGAGUAUUGCUACAAAAUUGAAAUUUCCAUUUCCACACAUGGUGGCGGUUGUUGUGAGGGAAAAAAGUGGAGGAGGUCUACAAUUAUUAACACAAGGCACUGCAGAUAUUAUUCUCGAUUCAUGUAUUGAAUUUUGGGACGGGCAAGAUUUGUGUCCUUUAUCAACUUCAGAUAGAAAAAAAGUCCAGGAUUUUUAUCAACGAACUAGUUUAACUUCUUACUGUAGUGCAUUUGCAUAUAGACCAUUGACAAAAUGUUUGAAUGGAAAAAUUUCGAAUAUCUAUUUGGAACUUCCUUCGGACAGUAAACAUCUUUAUACACCUUAUCGAAGUCCAACACCUUUAAUGUGGGAUUUUAAAAAUGUUUUCGAUCCAAGAGGGAAGGGAGUUUUAGGUCAAUUUCAUUCGACUGAUUCUUUGCUUUGUAAUGAGAGUAAAGAUGAAGAUGUUAAUCAUGUGGAUAGCUGUUUUGAACUCCAGUGCAAUCAGGUUUUUAUUGGAAUGGUUACCAUGCAGUAUCAAGCUCAAACAGAUAUGGUGCAAUUAAUUGAGCAAUUAGAAAGAGCUUGCAUAAGAUUUGUGCAUUUUAGUAAAGAAAAUGAAUUACGUUCUCGUGUUUUCUCCGAGAAAAUGGGAUUGGAAAGUGGUUGGAAUUGUCAUAUAUCACUUCUCAGCGAAAGAAAUAGGUCCGAGAGUCCAGUAGGAUGGUGGGUGAGCCAGGCAGCAGCCAUGUCCUCACCCACUCCUUCAACUAGAUCUCAUCAGUAUAAUCACUCCUGCAUGGAUGAGGCCAGCAACUUGCUUAAUCAUGUCGCCCCUCGCUCCAAUUUGGAUAAUAGUCGAAUUAUGAGUAUGUCAGCGCCAAGUGCAAUAAAUACAGAAUUCACCACUGUUAGAUUUGAUGAUGAUACAACAGAAUGGAAUAAUAUUGCAUCAAAUCAAACAAAAAGUGCAAUGAGUCACAGGGAACAAGAUACCGUGAGAAGUGAAGAUAGUGUUUUGGUUCAGAGCGUAGAUUUAGGAUCUGGUCAAGAAGCAUGGAGAUCAUUAAGUUGUCUAACUGAUAGUACGGAACAAAGUGCUCCAGUCAAUUUUGAUUUAUCAAAUCGGGCCAAAUUACCGCGAGGUAUAGAUAAAAUUAGGCCACACAUCGAAAUGAUAGACAAUGUUCCACUUUUGGUUUCUUUGUUUACUGAUUGUAAUACAAUUGUGACAACGGAAAUGUUACAUAUUAUGCAAGACUACGGCGAAGUAGUUUGCGUUCUCGGCUCUGCAGCGAAUGCAGAAAAUAUGCCAAUUUUUAUGCAAGCUGAUGCUGCAGUUGCCGUGGAGCCAUUGUAUCCUCAAGUGUGCCAAAGAGUUCCUGUUCUGAUAUCGACAAAAGAAGAACAAGGACCCUCACCAAUUGAUCUCAGUCGAAGUUUAAAUUCUAUCGCGUGUUCUCUAAGUGUAAGACGAGAAGAUCCAAUAGCAAUAUUUCACCUCGUUAUGGAGGCUCGACAUUAUAUGAAAUGUCUAUGGAACUGUGUACAAUUUUGGUUAGGCUGUGUAGUAACUCUUGCAGCAGUUCAAGCAAUAUCUGGUUUUUUACUCUUGCCACCUUUAUUUUCAAUAGGACAAGUUUUAUGGUUAACGUGUUUAAUUAUUCCACUUCUUUCAAUUUCUAUGGUAGCUACUCCAACAGACUCAACAAUAAUGCAACGAGCUACAGGAAAAAAUCAAUGUAUCAUAAAUGGACAGGUUACAUUGUUUGUUCUUUGGUGCUACGGUAGUAAAUUUUUACCCACGGUGAUAACUGUCAUUUUAUCACAAUAUAUUUCACUGAUGACUUUAUGCUUAUCAAAUGAAAUGGAACAUUCUAAAUGCUUCUACAUGUACCCUUUAUUAAAUGCUAGUGAAUCUUGGGGAGGAUGGAAUCAAUUAAAAUCAAGUAAUAUGAUUCUUAUUGUUCAACAUUUUGCUCUCACAAUUACAGUGUUACAUUUUGUUACAAUAUCUAUAAGUUUUGUUCAUCGAGAAUAUCCAAUUUGGAGGAAGCAACCCUUCAGUAAUUGGAUGUGGUUUUUAACUGUUUUUAUUGGUUUAUGUACUCAAGCUGGAUUCUCUGGAAUGAUAUUUUACGAUUUUUGGAUCCAAGAAGAAAGCCAAAGACUAGGAAAUUUAUUAACAAUUGUUCCUCUCGCUUUUUUAUCUACAGUACCUUUAGUAUUUCUCAUUAAUGAAUUCGCAAAGUGGCAGGAGAUCAAAGUAAAUGUGAGAUAUCAGAAACGAGCUCGUUUGGAAUUUGGUACCAAGCUUGGAAUGAAUUCUCCUUUUUGAUUCUUCUUGCAGUGAUUUGUAAAAAUAGAAGAAAAAAGAAAUAAGUAUUUUUAAUUAUACAUCAAAAUUACGUAUUUUUUAUACUAUAAGUGAAUCUCUUGAUAAAAUGGACAAAAUUUAUAAUCAACACAAAUAAUUCUUAGCACUUUGUUCUUUUUAUAUUAUAUAUUUAAUGAGAUACAGUAUUGAUAUUGUCCAUCUUUUUAAAUUUAUUUUUAUUCAAUGGAAAAAUUAAGAAGUUUAUGAUUAUUUUUUCUGAAAAAAUAUCUUUUUGGAAAAAUUAAAUUAAUGAUUUUUUCCAAAAGAUAGUUUACAUCACAAAAUAGUUUUAGUUAAGUUAAAGUUCUGAUCGUUUUAAUACAAUACUUGAAACGCACAAUUACUGCCAUAAUAAGUAGCAUUAAUAUUUAUUUGUUCACAUACUAGUUAUUAUUUAUUCAAUAUUUUGCCAAAGACUCGAUAACGCAUUUUCAUUGUGAAAAGUGUAAAAUUUUAUCAUCUUUAACAAAAAAAAAAAAAAAAAAGUAUUGAAAUUAUUGUUUAAAAUUAUAAAAAGAAAGUAUUUAUAUUUUUGUACAAUACAAUUUUACUGUGCAAAAUUUAAAUUUACAACAUUUAUUCAAUAUAGAAUAUUUGUGAAUAAUUAUCAAAAUUUUUGAAAAAUAAUUUUUAAAUACUAGACAAUUUAAAUAACAAAUUUAGAUAUAUUAAUGAUUUGUUUUCUUGCCAUAUUAUUUGCUUAAAAUAUUUUGUGGCGAUAAUUUUAGUUUAUCAGCGAAUCAUUGCUAAUAAUUAUAUUUUAAGAUUAUAAAUUUGUGUUCAUAGUAGUGAGAAAGUGUGCAAAUAAGAUUGUUCAAUUUAAUUUUAAUGAUGAAAAUAUAUUUUUAAAUUUUA